UUAGUACAGUAUACCUCGCUGUCAAUAUUCAAGGCAAUAGUGGUGACGAUUCUGUCGAUAAGCACAAGUAGUUGGGCUCAGAAUCAAUGUGUCUGUCCUACCAGUGAUGAUGACUUGAGUACUUUGAAGUCACUUAUGAGACAUGGCAUCCGAGCCCCUUGGACUACCUACCCAUUGGAUCCAUUUGCUGCCAACAACUCGCAGCGAUUCCCUAACGGAGGCUCACAAUUGACUGAUGCUGGUAUAGAUCAGGCGUAUAAUAUGGGCCGGUAUUAUAAGCAACGGUACGGCAAGUUUAUCGAUGAGAAUCCCAAAAGUGCUUUCUUGAGGGCAUCGGCAGCUCAACGAUGUAUCGACACCCUGUCCAUUGUGGCCAAAAAGUUGUGGCCCCCGGCAGUCGAUAAUAAAAAGCAAUGGCAGCCGAUGAUAUUUUCAUUGCCACAAAAGAUCGAUAGCAUUUUAUACGAAGAGCCGGAUUGCGAGCACGCGGAGGAAGAGGAGCAAAAAAAUCUGAAGACUCCUGAAGUACAGGCCUAUGAGGCCGACCCUAAGAUACAGGAAUUAUACAAAUUCACGAAAGAAAAGACUGGACUUAAGGCCGACAUGUAUUCAGUGACCAAAGCGUUUGAUUGUAUCCGUUGUGAGAAACUCAAUGGACUUCAAUCGCCCGAUUGGGCCACACCUGAGAUCUACGAUAGGAUGGGUGAUGUACUGUCCAAUAGACUCAACUUCUUCUAUAAGUCCACUAAAGCACAGAGACUUAGGGCUGGACCAAUUCUUGAGGACUUCAAGACAAAUAUGGAUAAUGUUAUUAACGCUAAGGCGACCGAUAAGCCUAAAAAAGUAUACAUUUAUACCUCGCAUGACUUCAAAAUCGCAUCGGUAUUAUCAGCUCUGGGUGACCCUCAACCCAAGUACCCUCCCUUCGCGGCGGCCCUCAUACUUGAAUUGCACAAAAUUGGCGACAAAAACAUCGUACGGGCCCUCUAUGUGGACCAGACGGUCAACUGGCCCUACACCGCCAUUAAGCUACCCCUCACCAAAUGCCAGGUCAAAGCAGGUCCAGGUGCUAAGGACUGUACUUUCGAGAACUUUGUCAACUCGAUCGCCGACUUAACACCAGUGGACUGGCGAUCCGAGUGUGGACUGGACUGUAAGUAUGACCCCUUCAAGUCGGCUGAAGACAAUUUGGGACAAACAUAGUGUGACUGUCAGAGAGCACUGGUAACCCAUUAUACUGUAAUAUGGGUGCUUUCGAGUGCAAGAAUUUAUUGAUUUAUAAAUUGUAUACUGUAUACAAUAAUACUGUAUUACAUUUAAAGUUUAAUUCAAAUAAAAUUCAAAUGAAAACACAGUUAAUUAAUUAA
This is a messenger RNA of Oppiella nova, 1367 nucleotides long. Lineage: Eukaryota; Metazoa; Arthropoda; Arachnida; Sarcoptiformes; Oppiidae. The record is from the annotation of a GenBank genome assembly.